AUGGAAGUUGCGCAAGUGUUUCACAUGAACAAGGGAGCUGGUGAAACUAGCUACGCUAAGAACUCCAGCGUGCAGAGCAAGAUAAUAUCCAUCGCAGCGCCAGUUACCGAGGAAGCCAUAAUUCAAGUGUUGAUCACAAAUUGGCCGGAGAGCAUGGGCAUUGCCGACUUGGGUUGCUCGUCCGGACCCAACGCCUUAUCAGUGAUCUCAGAGAUAAUAGAUGUCAUAUAUUCCAAAUGCUGCCACCUGGGUCGCCCUCCGCCGGAGCUCAGAAUCUCCUUGAAUGAUCUUUAUAGCAAUGAUUUCAAUGACAUCUUUGUCUCCUUGCCAGCUUUCUACAACAAAAAGAAGGAAAAUAUGGGUACCGGCGGUCUUGGGGCCUGUUUCAUUUCCGGUGUGCCGGGUUCUUUCUACGGUAGAUUGUUUCCGAGCAAGAGCCUGCACUUUGUGCACUCUUCCUCCAGCCUUCAUUGGCUCUCCCAGGUACCUCCUAGGCUGGACAGCAAGGCUAGCGUGGCUAUAAACAAGGGGAAGGUUUACAUAUCUAAGAGCAGCCCACAAAGCGUCUUAGACUCAUACUCUCAGCAAUUCCACAAGGAUUUUUCUGUGUUUCUGAAAUCACGUUCGGAAGAAGUAGUUCUGGGAGGACGUAUUGUGUUGUCGUUGAUGGGAAGAAGUUCUAUGGAUCCUACAACUGAAGAAAGUUGCCAUCACUGGGAACUUCUUGCACAUGCACUCAUGAGCAUGGUCUCAGAGGGUCUAAUCCCAGAGGAAAAGGUUGAUACUUUCAACGCCCCCUACUACGCUCCAUGUGCUGAAGAAGUAAGGUUAGAGAUACAGAAAGAGGGAUCAUUCAUCAUGGACCGCCAGGAAGCGUUUGAGAUUGAUUGGGACGGAGGCGUAGACGUGUGCAACACAAUUGAAACAAUAUCAAGUGGGCAGCGCGUGGCGAAGACGAUACGGGCGGUGGUUGAGUCAAUGCUGGAAUCUCAUUUUGGAAGAGAAAUAAUGGACGAUUUGUUUCGAAGGUAUGCAAAGAUGGUUGACAAUCACCUGUCGAAGACAAGAACCAAGUACAUAAACUUGGUCGUUUCGUUUAUAAGGGUUGAUAAAAUAGAGGGAUAG
Molecule: messenger RNA, 1125 nt
Organism: Corylus avellana
Lineage: Eukaryota; Viridiplantae; Streptophyta; Magnoliopsida; Fagales; Betulaceae
Gene: JMT
Product: jasmonic acid carboxyl methyltransferase
Molecular function (GO): methyltransferase activity
Source: RefSeq, a predicted model, not a curated record